CGGACGCGUUUCGUAGGUCAGAAGCUGUCCGGUAGUACGCCGGUGCUGACGCGUCUCGAGAGGAAUUGGCAGAGUUGUUUCGUCGCGAGUGUUUCGGAAACCGUGAAACACGACCAUCGGUACGGAAACGGCCUGUAACAGUUCGCCGAGCGUGAAAGUGUUAACGAAAAGUCCAGCAAACGAAAAAUGAAUUUCCCGUGCCGAAGCGCAGUGAAAAGUGUCGUAUGCAUGAAAUCUACGCACAGUUCUGACAUUUUUUGUGGUUUAAGCAACGCAACGGACCGGAUCAUCCCGGGCCAGUAGGAACCCAGUUCGAGACGAAACCACGCUUCCACGACGAAAGCAAAAAAAUGAUAAUCGAACUGUCCAACUUCAGUGAUAAACUGCGCCAGUACAGGCUGAUACUGGAGAAGCUGACCGCCGAACAGCCAAACUAUGAGCGGCGCAGGGAAAAGCUAAGCAAGCUCAGCCAUAGACGGCGUUCUUCCCGGAAGCCUGAUGCGGCAGAGUGCUACAUGUGUAACGUAAACAUCGAACUCGAAAGUACAGACAGCUUCGCAACAUGCCGCGGUUGCGAAAAACUGGUCUGCCGCGGCGAGAACUGCUGCCAGUGGGUGGAAUCGAUCGGCAUCUGGGAAUGUACCGGGUGUCAAUCGAAUCGCGUAAUCCAGCAAAAAGCGGGCGAAUGGUUGCUGAAUCAGUUGACCGCCCGGCUCAAACAGCCCGGCCCGGUAGAGCUGAAGGAAGCCAAUCUACUCGGGCUCGGUUUGGACACCGAUGACGCGCGCAGUACGACCAGCUCGACGGUUUCGGCCAACCAGCGUAUAAAGGUGCGAGAAUUCAUCGAGGAGCUGCUGUCGAGCAUGCUGCACGGUCCACUGGACGAUGUUUCCGUUGGGCAGCUAAUGAAACAUGAAAGCUAUAUAAGACUUUUUCGCAAGUUCCACACACGUUUGAGCAGGUGUCUGUACAAUCUUGAACUCUCGAUCCAUCACUCACUAAUGUCGGAUCUACCACUAUGGGAAGGUCAACAGCAGCAUCACAGCCCGAGCGAUCAGCACUUCGAGCUGAAGCGACUGGUACAGAAGAUUCUGGAAGAGAUCGCCAAGCUGCCGGAGCUGCUGAACCACAGUGGCCUUCCGCUACGGCCGGAAGAGCAUCUGCCGUACUUCGAUCCGAAGAAGUACGAACAGCUGUUGGCCACUGCGGUAUUGAAUAAGGUGGUGGACGACUAUCGGAAUCCGAAAAACUUCACUAACAGCGGUGACGUGGCAGGGAAAUCGAGCGGUGCUGCCACGCCGUUCGGUACGGUUGACAUCAACCACAAUCAGCUGUCCGAGGAGGGCAGCCAUCGGGGUUUGCUGAGCAAAGAAUCACUCCGGCAGAUGUCCGCAACGGCUGACGACGUCCAAUUGCACGAAGGUGUCAGCUAUACAGCCCCCGGAGAACGACGACUCUCCGAUACAGACGAGUCGUACCUGAGCGAUUACAUCCAACGGCACAAAGUACCCCUGCCCGAUCUGUCCGAUACGACCGGUUCCGGUUCCGGUGCGGAGGACGACGAUCUGCAAUCACUCAAAUCGAACGCCACCGAUGGUACGUGGGAGGAGAAUUGGCUUUUCCGCAAGCGGCAACUAAAAACGACCGAAUCCUCGAUCGCCAUGCUCGUGCCAUCGCCGACGGAAGAGGUGAAAGCACUGAUCGGCGACAAGAAUGCGGACGAGAUCAGCGAUCUUUCGGAGGCCGGCUCGGAUUGCGAGGGGUACGAGUCGGAUGGUAAUGCGAAUGCAGGAACAGCCCCAGAACAGCGUCCUGCGGCAGUAACAGCAACGAGCAGUAAGGAUACUAGCGAGGGUAUAUCCUCCUCGUCCAAAACACAAGAUUCGUUGGAGGAGCAUCUGCCGCCCGACAGUCUCGUGUCGAUCAACUCACUGCCGGUCAAUGAGGAUGUCCUGUCGGAGGCUACCAACAGUCAGCUGCUGGCAGAACAGUCGACACAGAACCAAACCAACGGUCACAGUGCCGUCGGAUUGCAGAUCGAUGAUCUGAUCAGUAUAGAACCGGUAGCGGAGAAGGUGGAAACUACCAAUCCGGCCAUUACGAAUCCCUUCCUGGAUGAUGUUUUUGAGGCAAACAAUAACGUCAUCACCGAUGAUGUAAAGUUGCUACAGCGUACCGAGGCCGGUGACAAUCGCAGUUCCGCCACCGAAUCCAACACCAACGGUUACGGUGACCGAAAAGAAAUCCCAAUAGAUCGAGCACACCAAGAACAACAACACACGCAUUCGUAUAGUUCUCCAUCAAAUCCCGUAGUAACCGUAGCAGGUAGUAAUAGUAGCGUUAGUGUAGCGGAUAGCACAAUUGGUAAUGGUGCUAGUGAAGAUAAUACACCCGAUAGCGACCACGGUGGAAGGUAUACUAACAAACCUGAGUGUUUCAAACAACCGGAAGUGUCCCAACAACUGCUGCUGCUGGAAACACAGUCACCGCCGGACUCGCCGAUACAGCAGGUGCUGUCACCACAUCCGAUCACGAUGACGAUCACGGAUGUGUUUGAUCGGCUUGCGAACAGUUCCCCCCUGACAGCCAUCUCCGAGGAGCAACCGCCGGCCAUCCUGCAGGAAGUGAUUGAAUCGGAACCAUUGCCAACUGUGGAACCGAUAGAGACUUCGCUGGAAGUCAUUGCGGAAGAGUGUUCUCUACCGACGGAAGUGAAACAAUCGGCACUGCUUCCAGCGGACAGUAUGCAAACGGAACCGGAUGACGAUUGCGAGUAUGGCACGGUGUCGGAAGCGACGAAUAACAGUCUCCCGUUGGCGGAAUCGUUCAAUGGUUUGGAAUCGUUUGACGCGUACGAACCAGCUACCGAUGCCAGUCUGCUCACGGGACAGGACGAUGAGUUCUGUUCGUUGAUGGAAGAACACUAUCCCGAUCGAACGAUGGCAGAAAGCUCACCAGAGCUGCUUCAAAUACGGGAAACUCCACCAGCGGCACAUUACGUGGGCAAUCCCGAGCAGCUAGAGUUUGCCGAGCAGCUGAAGACACUGGAACAGACUUCUGUGGCCGUCAAGCAUGAUCCGUUUGAAUGUGCCGUAGAAGACACGCCAACUCGAAUAACGCUUCAACCAGAUCUGGUGACGUUCGACAAUAAUGCCCCCAGCCCGGAAGGUCCGCCCGGGAUUGGGGCCGUUACGGAGCAGAUGCGUGCCUACUGUGAGGAACUGAAGAAUAUUCUUAACCACCCUGCUGUUGACUUGGCGGAAGAACCACUUCCACCCUACCCGGAUCCCGAACCGGAGCAGUGGGAAAUGGUAGAAUCACCCGAGGAACUCGAUGCCCUGGCCGCAUUUCACGAGGAGCUGCAGAUGGCCAUAAAUGAUCCAACACAAACGGAAGUUCGCGCGUGUAAGGAUCAUGCGAUUCGCGAUGUGCCUCUCGUUGAUCUAGACGAAUCCUUUCCUAGUCCCAUGGAAAUAGCAGGUUUACAGAUGGCUGAAUAUAGUGACAGCUUGAAGAACAUAGAGUACGUACAGGAGGCCAUUGUGAUGGAUGAAGAAGCGGCCCCGCUUCUGGAGUGUAGCAUCGAGUCGGCAGAAUCACCACAAGCGUUACGUGUGUCUUCACCGGAACCGCCGCCGCCGAUGGUUACUGUGCUGCACACACCAUCCACCGAGCAACCAUCCACGACGGCAACGAUCGAAAGCGAAGACCCUUCGGGCGAGGAUCCGUCCACACACACGGAGGAAUCGAUCGAGUCCCGGUCGGAGUCCAAAAUCGACGACACCAGCAUGCCCUUCAGUGACACAGAGCUUCCCUCCCUCUCAUCGCCAUUUACUUCUUUCUCUACCAACACCACCACGCCCUUCAUCAACUCCGCCACCAUUAACAAUUGCAUGUCAACUAACCUCACGGAACAGGCAUCGUCACCUAGCAUUGACACUAACCCCUCGAAUAGCAAUCAAAGUAUCGUAUGCGCACCUUCUCCAGACACCGUUCUGGAGGAACCGCACGCACUGGACUCUGUGGCUGACGCUUGUUCGAUCGUUGCAGCACAAAAAAUACCCGACCAUCAGCAGGGCACCACCAACGGAGCAGAAGAUGGUCGGACAGGCCACAACGAUACGGAUGAUCAUGAGGCGUCCCUGGAUGUGACGGACACGUUGAUACCGGGAUCGAUUGCCGAGCGGGAGCAUCUGAAAUGGCGUAACGCUAAACCGAUCGCCAACAAUCCUUACUCGCCGGAUGCACUGCAGCGUCGACUGUCGGAAAAGAGUCGACCUACCAGCAUGAUCGAGAUCGAUCGCUUAGUGCGGAAGGAAGCUGCCCCGGCAGCGGGUGACGCUGGGGUACUCAUUGACGACGAGCCCACUCCACCCAAAGAACCCACUGACUCUGGCACGGAAAAUGAUCGUUCGUUACAGUCCGUUACGGGGGGUGUUUUAGCGGAAACGAAGAAGAUCGGACGGGAAUACUACAUCAAUGAUCCCGAGCGUCUACGUGCGGGCGGUGCACCGGUGCAAACGCUGGGUGUUCAACAGCAGCAGCAGCAGCAGCACAGUACCGACGAUGAGAAAUCCCUUCUGCUCGGCCGCAAUGUGGAUGAUGGUGUAGCGGUGCAGCAAAAGCUGUCCGCAGACCCAUCCGGCAACUCGCUGUACCGUUCGAGCAGCUUCGGCAAACAGCGAGAUCCAAAGGUGGAAGAUAUCUUCGCCGCCCGUCCCAUACAGGUGAUGGCCGAUGAUCCGAUCCUUAAGCAGGGUACCAAGUUGAGCUACCUCAGUACGCCCGCGCGUGAGAUCUAUCUCGUCCCGGUGGAGCCGGAACCGAACGGUUCGAUGAUGAGCAUCUCGUCCGAGCUAAGCUCCGUCAACUCGCCAACCUCAUCAACCGCCCGCCCGGAACUGGACAGCCUUACGUACAGUGAAGAUUCGGACGUAACGCGCAUCUACGAUCUGACCACCGGCGAGGCGAAGGUGGUACGUGCGAACCAAAUGGAACCGGAACCAGUGCACGAUACCAUCCUGCAAAUACUACCUCAAUCGAGUCCGGUUAAGCCGGCGAAUGCUAGUCACGCAGUGCCACCAGGUACCAGUGCCGUAUCUGCCCUAAAGUCUCAGCUAUCCACCGGCGACCGGGCGGACGAUCGUACCCACGCACGCCGUUCGCCCUUCCCAGUGAAACCGCUCUCACCGGAAACGAUCAAAUUCUUCGCCCCGAAACGCAAGCUUAGCUUUACCGGUAGCACCAACAGUUUGGUGAGUGAAACGGCCAAAGGAUGCGAACAGGGCACUACGCACGUACUGCCGUCGAUGCACUCGUCGCUUCACAUUGACUUUCCUGCCACGCGAACGGUCACCGGUAGCGAGUUUGCGAUCAUCGAGAAGGACGUGAUCGAUGUGUUGCCCUCGGUGAAGGAACUGGCCAAGUGCUACAGUGGAAGCACGAGCGAUGUCUCGACGAUGCCACCCAAACCACUGUACAAACCAAGGAUCAAACUUAGAAAGGACUUUAUCCGCCAGUCGUCCGAUGUGCUGAACGAGGAAGGGAUGCCGAGCGUCGAUGCGAAGGGCCAGCGGCAGUACAGCAGCACGAGCAGUAUUGCGGUGCGGGACGAAAUACGCGAGAUACGGAAGCUCAAUCUGGAGGCGUACCGGCAGUCGACGUACUACCCGAUGGCACCCGGUCACAGCAUAACGGCGCGCAGUCUGUCCAAGCAGAUCCGUGAGCAUAAGGCCAACAACGUAACAGACGAUCAUAAGGUGGGCCAACAGGAGGAACCGUUGCCGACAGGGGACGGUGAUAGCAAUGGUGAGGGGAACAGUGCGGGUAAUGGUGACGAUGGCCAUACGUCACCGGAACGUCCCGGCAGUCCCGUACUACUUCCAGGCCAUCUGAAGAAUAGCAUACAGUUUUUCGAAAGCCUCAAGAACAAAUCGUAAACCCCCGAGUGGACAUCCCCGGACUUCGGAAUACCCUCACCGGUUGGAAGAGGAACUCACCCGAUGUAAUUUCUCCUCGAGUGGGAAAAAAAACGAGACGGAGAGUGUGAGAGAGUCGUUGUGCCAUUUUAAAACCAGUCGCCUAGCGGGCCACCCCCAGUGUGUGGAAAUUCAUUUAGCCAUGUAGUUUUUCAUGUACACAUACAAACCAUACACAGCUCAUCCAUCAUCGCUCAACGCUUCGGUAGGAUGUAUUCCAGGGCUAGAUUUACUUGAAAUGCAUUCAGAUGUAAUGUGUGUGAUUUGGGGCCAUCUUGUUUCCUCUCGCCAGUGGCGACAAUUUUCAAGACCCAGUAAGUUCUAUCCAUCGCGCUUUGUGCAAGGAGCAGCCUUCCGCAUACGGGGAUGUAGGAAUGAAGGAAAAACAUACCCACACACACACACACACGCACGAACAGGAUUAAUUUAUUAUUGGCUGCGUUUGAAACACUUCAUUGGUUGGUUGUACAGUGAUCCAUCUACGAUGCGUCUUUUAAAAUCAUCAUUUGUUUUUUUUUGUUACAUUUUUUUCACCCUUGGUUUAAGCGUCAUUUCAUUACCAUUUUGUUAUGUUCAUGCACUGUUAAUGAGUUUGUAGUUUUUUUUCUUUCUCUUCUUUUAACGUUCCUUUCUUUCCUGCAUUUACCAUUGCAAGAACAGUGAGCUUUCUGUUUUCACAAGUGGUUCAUUCUCAUCUUAGCGAAUAAAGAUGAAUUUAUGGAUUUGAUGGAAAAUAAAGCAUUUAAAAAACUAAACCUCAA
Messenger RNA from Anopheles moucheti, 6739 nucleotides. RefSeq lists its product as uncharacterized. The transcript has 18 exons. NCBI's taxonomy places the organism in Eukaryota, Metazoa, Arthropoda, Insecta, Diptera, Culicidae. The record is from RefSeq and is a predicted model, not a curated record. Bases 351 to 5939 code for a protein of 1862 amino acids.